Rotaria socialis is the source of this 297-nucleotide messenger RNA. The record is from the annotation of a GenBank genome assembly. Lineage: Eukaryota; Metazoa; Rotifera; Eurotatoria; Philodinida; Philodinidae.
AUGCGUCGUACACAAAAGCAAAAGGAUCCUAAUGCACCAAAACGUCCAUUAUCGGCAUUUUUCAUUUUUUCCCAAGAUGAACGACCAAAAAUAAAAUUAGUAAAUGCAUCACUAUCGGUAGCUGAUGUUGCUAAACUUAUUGGAGAAAAAUGGCGUUCAGCACCAGAUGAUUUAAAACGUCGUUAUGAAAAAGCAGCAAAAGAAGCUAAAGAACGUUAUGAAAUUGAAUUGCAGGCAUACAAACAAACACCUGCGUAUGCACUAUCAACACAACAACAAGCAAAAGCUCGAGCCUAA